Liolophura sinensis is the source of this 8036-nucleotide messenger RNA. RefSeq names its product polycomb protein suz12-like. Bases 38 to 1894 code for a protein of 618 amino acids. The transcript has 15 exons. NCBI's taxonomy places the organism in Eukaryota, Metazoa, Mollusca, Polyplacophora, Chitonida, Chitonidae. Gene Ontology annotation, cellular component: RSC-type complex; ESC/E(Z) complex; nucleus. The record is from RefSeq and is a predicted model, not a curated record. Gene Ontology annotation, molecular function: chromatin DNA binding.
AGAGGUUGUUGGGUCGGAUCGUACGAUUUGAAGAAGUAUGCGGCCCAGAAAGCGAGCCAAAGAGGGCCAUGAUGCGGCGGAACAACAGUUCGAAACAGUACAGGCUGAUCAUGAACUGUUCUUGCAAGCUUUUGAGAAACCCACCCAGAUCUAUAGAUAUCUCCGCACACGUAACGCUGUGUCUCCUAUUUUCUUAACUCGAAAUCUGUGGUAUAUGAAACACAGACGAUCUCUCAACAACACGAAAAGGAAAAAGUUCAGUAUAGACUCUAUCUUGGAGAAGACAGAAGCAAAGCAAAAGGCUUCCCAAGCAAGUUACAGAUCAGAAUGCAUGAACAUCCUCUUCACUGGUUUUAUGGACAAACAUGCAUUCAAAACAGAUGGUGAUAGGAUUGAUGUGGAGGCUUGUUUGCUGAAAAUGUGCCACAAGAAAAGAAAGGAAGUUUCAUCUCCUCAGCAGACAAGUUUAGGUAAGGUACAAGUAUGUGUCAACCCUAGUCCUCAUAACCCAGACCUCCCUGAUCCUAUCUCCGUGGGACCCGAAAACUUUCAGAACAACAACGGCCAUUCUGUCAAGUCCGAUGUGCUUGUGAUCCGGGUGUCGUGCCCGGUAAGACGAUCUCUGCCCAACGGGUUGUGUAAUGGGGAUGCUCUGGAUUCAGAGGAACCUCAAACAAAGAGAAGACGAAAUGGCAGAACAUCUCCGUUUGAGGAAGAUGUGCUGCUGUUUGGCUCAGAACUAGUCAUUUAUGAUCGUCACAAGCGAUGUCAGCUGACAGAUGGAGAGUAUGAAAUGGCCCUCCGCGAUCUCGGCACAAAGGCCUUGCCUAAGAAACAGGCAACCUGGGAGACAGUUUUGGACGGCAAGAGCGUAGGACCAUUUGAGGUUUUUAACAGAGGGCCGACAUUAAAGUUCACGCUGGUGUGGAAGGAUGUGGUGGAGAAUGAGCAAGGAGUGGAGAGGACAAGCACUAGGAAUCAUUAUAAUAAUCAUUGUAUAAAUAACAGUAUAGCCAGAGAUGGCAAAGGCUACCUCAGGGAUAUACCAUCCAGCAGAUCACUGAACAAUUCACACUCGUCACCAAAGAAACGACUACGUAUAUUUUAUCAGUUUAUGUACAACAACAACACGAGGCAGCAGACAGAGGCCAGGGAAGACCUGAGGUGUCCCUGGUGCUCCAUCAACUCGGGGACCUUAUACAGUCUACUCAAACACCUCCGACUGUGCCACAGCAGAUUCACCUUCAACUAUGUGCCUCAUCCUAAGGGUGCUAGGAUAGACGUGUCCAUCAAUGAGCGGUACGAUGGCUCCUACGUGGGCAACCCUCAGGAUCUCCAUUCCCACGUGGGCUACGCCUUCAGCCGAAAUGGCCCUGUCCGUAGAACACCCGUCACCCAUGUCAUCGUCUACAGACCAAAGCGUCACGAGCCAUACCUGGCUGAAUUUCUGGAGCCAGAGUCUGAGAACCGGCCCAGCAGGCAGCUGUUACAGGGCCACAACAGGUUGUACUUCCACACCAGCACCUGUCAGCCUAUCAAACCCUGGGAAAUAGAUUACGACAGUGAGAACGAAGAGGACCCAGAAUGGCUCCGACAAAAAACCAUUAACAUGAUAGAUGACUUCUCUGAUGUGAAUGAAGGGGAAAAAGAGCUCAUGAAACUAUGGAACGUCCAUGUUAUGAAACACAAUUACAUAUCAGACUGCCAGUUGCCCGUGGCUUGCAAGGAGUUUGUUGCUGAGCAUGGACCAAGUAUAAUACAGAGAAAACUAUGCAAGAAUUUUUUAUUGCACUUAGUAAACUUGUUUGACUUUAGUUUGAUUCGACCUGAAGUGGUGCACAGGACAUAUGCUAUGUUACAAAACCUGAGAGAAGAGAUGGGUGUGGAUGAAUGAGGAGCCAGGGAAAGCAGCACAGUGUGACUGCAGCAAAACCGUGGAAUAUGGAUCACAGAGACACCAGUUAAGGGUUGUGUUUGAGCUGAGAAACCAUGGUUGUCAAGAACAUUGUGGAGCCCGUUAGAAUUAUUUUUUCGUGUGAUGGACUGCAAGUCCUUGCACAAGAACCAGUACACAUUUAGGAAUGUGUCGUCAGUUUUUACAAGGAAAUUUCUCUGACUUAAUAGUGUUUUUGUGGGAUGAAAUUGGUAAAAAAAUGAAUAAUGUUUAUUGGAAAUGAGGCCAUGGGUCGCAGAAGUUUAUCCUGAGGGAUUACUUUUGUGAUAGCAUGAAGAGAGUGGGCAGAGCUUAAGCAGAAGUGGAAAAGUUUCUUAACAGAGGAGUAAAAAGUGUCCGAGAAUUGUGUGAAAUACCAUAUUGUAGAUGUGUGAAUGUUGAUGGCAGAAAUUGUUCAUCCAAUGAGAACUGAUCGACAGAUUAAGAAGAAUUAUACAAGCAUUGAGAAGAAGUGGACAGCUAGUCAGUUUUGUGUGUGGCUUGGAGUGCCAGGUGAUAUUGAAGGACGGAGACGUGUAACUGUUGUGCCAGUCACAGGUCAUUCAAAUGAGGAAUUGUGGACAUUUGCAUAAGGUACUGAUAUUGUUUCUUCGUUUGGAGUAUGUAAAUUCUUUUUCUCCAAGAGUAUGCUCAAGACUGAUCCCAGAACACCGUGAUUUCCUGAAUAUGUCUUGUUUAUACCUCGCUCAAAUGUAACUUCCUGAGAAAUGAACUUCAAAAUCAUUUAAGGCGAAGAUAGUUACUGACUUGGUUCCAGACUUUUACUUGAGUUAAAUGUAAGGAAGAGGUUGAAUUCAGCAGGAGAUGUUAAAUGUGCAACCUGUCAUAGGAGUAGUGUGUCUUUGUCUAUUAUCAGAACAGGAGUGAAAUGACUGAUGCAUAUUGCAGUCAGUUUUCAGGUACAGCUAAUACCAGUUAAAGUUUUGGUGUCGAAUGAUACCAUCAUCAAGGAAAACCAAAUCUCUAAUAGGUAAACCAGUCGUGAGGUGUAACCAAGGUUACACAUGCAGCUAUAUGGUGCGACAAAGUGAAGAGUGCAGCGAAGACGGGCACAACUGGCUGCAUGGUACCACAAAGUGGAUACUGCGACAAAGAUAGGCACAGUCAGCAUGGUACCCCCUAGUAAACAGUACAACCAAACAGGCAUAACCAUCUUAAUGGUGCCGCCAGUUGAGGAGUAAAAUCAGAGACAGACAACCAACAGCAUGGUGCCCGCCAAUCACACAGUACAACCAAACAGGCACAACCAUCUUUAUGGUGCCACCAGUUGAGGAGUAAAAUCAGAGAGACUAAACCAACAGCAUGGUGCCCCCCAAUUAGACAGUACAACCAAACAUGCAUAACCAUCUUUAUGGUGCCACCAGUUGAGGAGUAAAAUCAGAGACAGACAACCAACAGCAUGGUGCCCCCAAUUAGACAGUACAGCCAAACAGGCACGACCAUCUUUAUGGUGCCACCAGUUGAGGAGUAAAAUCAGAGAGACUUAACCAACAACAUGGUGCCCCCCCAGUUAGACCGUACAACCAAUCAGGCAUAACCAUCUGCAUGGUUUCCACCACGUGGAGAAGACAAGUUUUGUGCUGGGAUCUUGGACUUUAGAGCAAAGUUAUGAGUUAAAUUGAACCUGGGACUUAAUAUGCAAAAGAAGUGGUGUGAUGGUUAAUGCCUGGUGUUAAUUCCAUCAGCAAAAUACCUCAACACAAACUGUGCCAUACUGGGAUCAGUUGUGUAUUCGAUGCGGCAUUCCAGCAAAUCCUGCCAUCGCUUAUGACCACUGGCUGUGACUUCUCUGCUCUCAUAGUUCAUCCUCAAAAUGGCAUGCCCACACCUACAUCACAUUGUUCAGGUGGUAACUCAGGAAGCAACACUUCCACCUUUAACCUUUGUCCUAUUUUUUUAAAUCACCCACAUGUACAGGUUACAUGGGUUUAUAGUAGAUGUGGUGGUACACUGUCAUGGCUGACACAGCCUCAGUUUAAUUUGUUUAUUGACCAACAUUACCAGUAUAUUGUACACAUGAUCAUCAUGAAGAAACGUUCAUUAAGGGUUCAAGUUACACUUACAGUUAGCUGUGGCAAGCAGCUCUAUAGGUCACCUGGUUGGUCAGUCUGUGUGUUGGUUGGACCAAAUGUUGUGUUCUUGAAUGCAAAACCAUGACUUUCUGUGGAUGUCUUGAGUGUUGCAAAUUUGCAUUUUGUUUAAAAGUCUGACAAGUUUUUCUUCAUCUUGUCUGGAAUUCUUCAUCAGAUCUGCUGGUGUAUGUAUAGAUAUUUUGUGGGUUCAUUUUACCUCUUGCCUGUCAUUUUGCAUUGGAAAAUGUCUGCUAUUUUCAUGUAUAUCUACUUGAUUGAAAUCAGAUGUGACUAAGUCCAUCUUUUUGUUAAUCAGUCCAGUUUUUGACAUCCUGUCUUUUAACAUGGGCCCCAUAUCUUUUGGUAUGGGCCAUUCAUUGGACGAAGGGCUCGGUGAAAGGCGUAAAACAAUAAUGUCGUGGCUAUUGCAGAUUUAUUCUUGAUUUCCUAACAAUGUUAAAAAAAAAAGAAGUGUGAGUUUAAGCACUGAUUAUUCCAUACAUGAAUAAAGAAGGUCUGGUGUCAAACUAUCAAAUAAUGGUUAAGUUUAUGUAACACUGCUCUUACAAAGUUUAAGGUCAAAUUUUGUAAAUCCACUUAUAAAUCAGUAAACCUCUGUCGAAAGCAAAUUCCAGAUAUGCCCAAUUUCCCACAGUGCAGAUUGGCUGGUCAGAGCAUCGUUGUGCAGAUUAAUGAAAAAAAAUCUCCUCUGACAUUUGUCAUUUACAAAGGGUGUCUGCGUGGAUCAUUUUCAGAGGACAUUGUCCUGGUUCAUUUUCGGAGGGAACCUGCCAGGGUUAUUUUGGGUGGUCAUGUGGCAAUGUCUGAUAUUUACCUGGCAGGAUAUACUCAGGGAUGCUUGGUUCCUUGCCAAAAACAAACCAUUUGGUUAACAAUCAUGAACAGAUAUACAUCUGAACAUCCAUAUUCAUGAUAGGAGAUGUAAGAUCAGAUUAGCCAUUUUAAGAUAUUUUUUAUCUCGUUUUUAUAUCUUUCUUACAGUACCAGAUUGUCAUAUUAUUAUUUAAUAGCACUUAAGAUAACCUUUUUAGCUGUGAAAAGUAGGUAGGUGCACAUUGUAUCAUUCUGCAUAAGGCUGAAAACUAACGAAGUUUUGUAAAAGUGGCUCCUGAUAUUGUUGCUUUGAAAUCUGGGGAAUGAAAUGCCUAAGGAUGAUCUUGCAUUGAGUUCUAGAUAAUGACAGUAUCUGAUAUUUUUAGGUACUAAAACCAACAAAUUUAGAGCAUGGCAAUGUGCUGUAGAUAUUAAAGAUUUGCAGCAUCUUGCACCUCUGCUUGCUCCCUACAUUGACAAAGGCUAAUUGUUUUAUGAACAUGUAGGAUUUGGAUAUUGAUUUAUGUCUUUGAUUGGUGUUUUUAUGGUGUAAUGGGUCAGGUUUGUGGGUGGAGAUAGCUGGAGUAAACCAGCACUAUUUACCAGAAAUACCUAACAAACCUCAUGUUUCCCAGCUGCAGCCAGACCAGUAAGCUGGUCACAUGGUCACAAUGGUUGAUCUGUUGUUUCAUGAUGCUGUAGCGGACUAAUCCAACAAGAAAUCAGAUGCGGAUAUUUAUGUACACAAAUAAUAAUGCUAGAUGCUAUCGUGUAAUAUCUUAAAAAAUAUUUAUUAAUGUUUGCCUAUGUCAUACACUCAUAAAAAAAGGAUGCAGGCAAUAUGCAGACCCUGCUCAUCAAAGUGACUUUAACCCUUUAUUAACUUGGACCACACUAAUUUAAAUUGGUGCUUUACAGACAGAAUGAAUCUUUUUUUUUUUUUCAAUGUCAGAGGCAGGGGUAUAAAAAUAAAACUUAAAAAUCAUCUAAUCUGUUGGAAGUGAGGACUGUUGUGAUCAUUUUUCUUGUUAAGGAAAUACUUACAUGAUCAGAAAGCCUUAACGUAUAGGAACAUCCUAAAAGCAUUAAGAUUGGACAGAAGAAAAAGGUGGAUUUUCAGUGUUACAUUUAUUCCAUAUUUGUUCCAAAAUUGUCGCUUUAGUCAAAAUUGUAACAUAAUUAACAUUAUCCAAGUUCAAUGUUUUAUUCUGGUACUUAAGGUGGUCUUUGUGUCAGCGUCUUUGUAUAACAAGGCCUGCAAUGAGAAUGAUACCUUAACAGGUACAGAAGGUUAAUGUACGUAGUAAUGUUAGUCGCGCAUUACAACAGUUUACAAAUUACAACUGCCAGUCAACUGUAGGUCUAAUUGCUGUUACCUUGCAGAGUUAUAUGUUAGUUUUUUUUUUUUUCAUGUUACAGUACAUGUAAUGGCAUGGUUGCCUGAGUUUCAUAUAACAUCACAAGAUCACUGUACUUUCACUUGAGUCAUGACUGAUUCAUUAUUCAUGCAAACUUCAGCACAUGUACACGGCCGGCAAUUUUACUCAGGAAAAACUCUGCGAGCAACAGUUUGAUGGAAUAUGGUAGAGUAUUGUAUCGGUAUAAACCUGGUACAAGUAUAAGCUGAAAGUACUACACUUCUCACUAGUGUCAGAGUGAAGUGAAAUCAUCACCCAGGAAAUAAGGUCUGGUGUAAGGGAAAUGGUAUGACUUGACUUAAGUGUUCAGGUUGUAGAGGUACAGCUCUUCUCACAUGGAAUAGAAUGACUGUGUAUAUUACAGUAGCAGUAUAACAAUACCAGCUGCAUGUAUAUCGUGGCUAUAAAGGAGGAAGUGGAAAAUGUUCAUUUUUGUCAAAUAUCCUCAGAAUCGAUUGGUCAGGUUGUGGUAAAGAAGCUAACACACCUCUUCUCCAAGAUAUGUCUGUCGUAUUGCCAGUGUGAUGUUAAACCCUUAUGGUUCAUCCAUUAUGUUUCUACGUGUUGAGCAUUUCUCCUUAAUUUCUGUCCGUCUUUACAUAGGAAUUGAGGAUGACAUAAGCUGGCAUGAUAAAUUGAAAAGAUAUACAUUAUGUGACUAAUGUUCAACUACCUGCUUACAGUAGUAGUGUUAAACAUUUUCAGAUACAUGUAUCUGUCCUUUGUUAAGUAAAUUUAGUGUAGUUAUUUUUUGACACAAUAUCUAACCUGCUAGUUGUUUGUUGACCUGGAAAGUCCAUGUUCUCUUUGGUCUUGUUGCUGUUUGGAUUAAUACACUUAAUACAGAUGUAAAGUCAGUGGUGAAUCAACUAGUUUGCUAGUGGUGUGCUAGUGGUUUGCCAGUGGUUGGCUGGUGGUGUACCAGUGGUUGCUAGCAGUUUACCGGUAAAUGCUAUCAGCCACCUGCCACAUUGUUGUACCAGGGCCGUCUUCUUAUCACAUAAAGGAUAUACACCACAGUAUUUUUAAUGCAGACAAAGUGUAUUGCAAAGUGUUAAAUGUACAGGACACACAAUUCAUUGUUCACAGAUGCCAUGUAUGCUUGUAAUUUGAUUUCUAGGGAAUGUACAUUGUAUAUUUGAGUAACAUUAGCAUUUAAUUUAAUGCAUAUCUUUUGAAUAUGGCCUACUUGAGAAGGCCCUGUUUUAUGCUUAACAUGUUAGCACUGUUACUAUACUUUAAAAUUUAAGAGAAAAGAAUUCAGUUUGACAUUGUAAUCAGAUGUCCAAACAGCUUUGGAGCUAUGUAUAAAGUGUAUAUAAAUUAUGAGACCAGGGACCAUUUGCAUGCAUCAGAUCAGUUUGGUUUGGCAUCACCAAUUGCUGCUGUUUCUUCAUUUUUAUAGUCUGUUCUUAUUAUGGUCACUUGUGAAUCUGUAUGAAAAAAGAAAUUUGCACAUUUUCAUUUUUGAUAUGUAUAUUUAAAUAAGUAUCUAAAUGGAGGAGGCUUGUGUGAUAGAGAGAUAAGCUGAUAAGGUGGGAAGGGCCUGUAAAUUGACAAAGUUUGUCAAAGUUUGAAAGUAAACAUAAGAAGGGCAAAGUUAUGGGUUGCUAUUUUGAAAUUGCAGAGGGGGAAGUGUACAGAGCUUAAAAUAUUUACAUUUUAUGAUUUAGAAUCCAUGUGUGUUUGAGGGUUGUUUUAUCAUUUUAUGCACAAACUGUAAUCAUUCAGAAAUAAACAAUUUGUGGCCAAGCAAUA